AUGUCCGAUAACCCUCCUAUUGACCUCAUUGACGUGUGCCAACUGCAGUCCUUGGGCAUCAACCCGGCCAGUUUUAACUUUAUGUGCACUACCCUUCAAUCUGACCACUAUGUGUGCUGCCGUGAAACUUCUGACACGAAGAACACAGUUGCCAUUGUUGACUUGAAGAACAACAACCAACUAACUCGCAAGAGUAUGAGCGCAGAUUCGGUUAUUAUGAAUCCUUCCGAUUUCAUUAUAGCCCUUCGUGCGAAUGGCACUACGUUGCAGGUUUUCAACCUUGGCACUAAACAGAGACUCAAAUCCAAUGUGAUGCACGAGCCUGUCAUCUUUUGGCAGUGGCUUAACGACAAAGAGAUUGGCCUUGUGAGCGCAAACCACAUCUAUCUUUGGAAUGUGCUGGAUGGUACCGAAAAUGGUCCUGUUCAGUUGACUGCUCGUCAUGUUUCCUUGGCCAGUUGCCAACUGACCCAGAUGGUUAGCAACUAUGACUCCUCAUGGUUUGCCCUUUGUGGCAUUGCUCAGGAGAACAACCGUGUUGUUGGCCAUAUUCAGUUGUAUUCCAAGGAAAGAAACAUCUCACAACCAAUUGAAGGUCACGUGUGCUGCUUUGGUAAAUUCCGUCAGCAGAGUGCCGCCGCUGAUACUCAGGUAUUUGCAUGCGCUUCCCGUACUGCCACCGGUGGCACUUUGCACUUGCUUGAGAUUGAACAUCAGCCCAAUGCUCCUGCUUAUCAGAAAAAGAGUGUUGAAAUCUUCUUUCCAUCGGAAAUUGCCAACGAUUUCCCUGUGUCAAUUCAGGUUUCUGACAAAUACGGUGUUGUCUACAUUCUCACAAAGUUUGGCUUCAUACAUUUAUACGAUCUAGAGAGUGGCAAGAAGAUAUUCCUCAACAGAAUUUCUUCAGAUCCAAUAUUUACUGCUGCCAAAUUCAAUGACGGUCGCGGACUAAUUACCGUCAACCGUGCAGGUGCCGUUCUGGCUGUGGAAAUUGCAACCGAUCGUAUUGUUCCAUACAUUCUUUCCAACUUGGCUGAUGUUGACUUGGCUCUAAGCUUGGCUUCCAGAGCUGGCUUGCCCGGUGCAGAGACCUUGUUUACUCAGCAAUUCAACCAGUCGUUGGCCACCGGUGACUAUCAAGCAGCUGUCAAAAUUGCAGCAUCUUCUGCUCAACUAAGAACUCCUGAUACUAUCAACAGAUUAAAGGCAUUAUCCGCCCAACCGGGUCAACCGGCUCCAAUCUUGCAGUAUUUGGUGUUCUUACUUGAUCGUGGCUCGCUUAACAAGUUUGAAUCUUUAGAGUUAGUUAGACCCUUAGUCCAACAGAACCGUGCUGAUACUUUGGAAAAAUACUUGAAAGAAGAUAAGUUGACUUGCUCAGAGGAAAUGGGUGACCUUGUCAAGUCUUCCAGUAUUCCUCUUGCAUUGGCUGUGUACUACAAGGCCAAUUCUUCCUCGAAAGUGGUUAAUUGUCUUGCCGAAUUAGGACAGACCGACAAGAUUUUACCUUUCUGUGAGAAGGUUGACUUUCAUCCGAACUACACUGCUCUUAUUCAGAGCAUUUUGCGUGUUAACCCUGAUAAGGCUGCCGAGUUUUCUACUCAGCUAUUGGUUUCUCAACCUGAUUUGAAGAUCGAGCAGAUUGCUGACAUUUUCUUUUCUCAGAAUUACAUUCAGCAAGGUACUGCCUUUUUACUUGACGCCCUUAAAGAUGAUAAGCCUGCUCAGGGCGAGUUGCAAACACGUCUUCUUCAAGUCAAUUUGCUCAACGCCCCUCAAGUAGCUGAUGCUAUUUUGGGCAACAAUAUGUUCUCUCACUACGAUAGACCAACAAUAGCUGCUUUGUGUGAGAAAGCUAACUUAAAUCAACGUGCUCUCGAAUUAUACGAUGAUACUAAGGAUAUCAAGCGUGUUAUUACGCAGCAUGGCGCAGAAAUUCCGGCUGACUGGCUUGUUGCAUACUUCGGUAAGCUUAGUGUUGAACAGACGAUUGCCUGUUUGCGCUCUAUGCUCGCCAGUAAGAACAAGACUCAGAACCUACAAACUGUCAUUCAGGUUGCCACAAAGUAUUCUGACUUGGUAAGUGCUCCAACUUUGAUCAAGAUUUUUGAAGAGUACGAUUGUACUGAAGGAUUGUACUACUACUUGGCAUCGAUUGUUAACACAACACAGGAUUCCGAUGUUGUUCUUAAGUACAUUCAAUCUGCCGCCAAGAUGGGACAGACAAAAGAGAUUGAGCGUGUGGUUAGAGACAAUAACGUUUACAAUGGUGAAAAAGUAAAGAACUUUUUGAAGGAUGCCAAUUUGGAAGAUCAAUUGCCGUUGAUAAUUGUUUGUGAUCGUUAUGAUUAUGUCCAUGACUUGAUUCUCUAUCUUUACAAGAACAAGUACUUCAAAUUUAUUGAGGUUUACGCUCAGCAGGUCAAUCCAUCAAAAACUCCCCAGGUAGUUGCCGCCUUACUUGACGUUGACUGUGAUGAAAACAUCGUCAAGACAUUACUUUUGUCUGUAGUUGGCCGUGUUCCAAUUGGUGAGCUCUGCGACGAAGUGGAAAAGCGUAACAGACUAAAGAUUCUCUUACCAUUUUUAGAAGCUUCCUUGCAGCAGGGUGUUACUGACGGGGCUGUCUAUGAUACCCUAGCAAAGAUCUACAUCGACUCCAACAAUAAUCCUGAGAAGUUUUUGAAAGAGAAUGAUCAGUAUAACACAUUAGUCGUCGGUAAGUACUGUGAGAAGAGAGAUCCAUCUUUGGCAUACAUUGCUUAUGAAAAGGGCCAAAACGAUGCUGAAUUGGUUCAGAUCACCAACGAAAAUGCUAUGUACAAGUAUCAAGCUCGCUAUGUGCUCAAUAGAUGUGACGCCCAAUUAUGGGCCAUCGUGUUAUCUGAUGAUAAUCAGCACAGACGUCAACUUAUCGAUCAAAUCGUUGGUACUGCUAUCCCAGAAUUGGAAGAUCCUCAACCAGUGUCUAUAGCCGUUAAGGCAUUCAUGGACAAUGGUUUGACUAACGAGUUGGUUGAAUUACUCGAGAAGAUCAUCAUCGAACCUUCUCCAUUCAACGACAAUCCAUCCCUUCAAGCUCUUCUGAUUUUGACUGCGAUUAAAGUUGAUCCAUCCAGGGUCAUGGGAUACGUUGAGAAGAUCGAUGCCUAUGAUCCAGAAGAAGUGGCACCUCUUUGUAUUGAGAAUAAUCUUUAUGAAGAAGCAUUUGCCAUUUAUGAUAAGUUUGAAAAGUAUCCUGAAGCAAUGCACGUUCUCACGGAUGAUAUUAUGUCGUUGGACCGCGCUAGCGAUUAUUCUGAGAAGCUCGAUAAACCUCAAAUUUGGUCUCAGCUUGGAGCCGCUCAGCUUAAUGGUUUACGUGUUUCGGAGGCUAUCGAAUCUUACCUGAAAGCUCAGGAUCCAUCCAACUUUGAGCAAGUUAUUGAUAUUGCAGAACAUGCCGGUAAGGAGGAAUCACUUGUUCCAUAUUUGAAGAUGGCUCGUGAGACUUUGCAGGAACCUGUCGUGGAUGGUGCACUUAUUAAUGCUUAUGCUACCUUGGACAACCUUGAUGGCAUGGGGAAGUUCUUGCAGUUAUCUAAUGUUGCAGAUUUGGAAACAAUUGGUGACAAGCUAUAUGACGCCGCAAACUACCAGGCCGCCAAAUUGAUCUACUCUAAUAUUUCCAACUACGCUAAGUUGGCUUCCACUUUGGUCUAUCUCAACGAUUAUCAAGGUGCAGUUGACUGUGCACGUAAAGCUUCUAAUGUCGGUGUGUGGAAGCAAGUUAAUCAGGCAUGUCUUGACAAUAAAGAAUUUCGCCUUGCACAAAUAUGUGGCCUCAAUUUGAUUGUUCAUGCUGAGGAAUUGGACGAGUUGGUAACUCAAUAUGAAUACAACGGAUAUUUCAGCCAGUUAAUCUCAUUGUUUGAAAAUGGUUUGGCUCUAGAAAGAGCACACAUGGGUAUGUUCACCGAGUUGGCUAUUCUUUACACAAAGUACCAACCGGAGAAGACCAUGGAACACUUAAAAUUGUUCUGGUCUCGUAUCAAUAUGCCUAAGGUGAUCGAAGCUUGUGAUGAGGCCCAUCUCUGGCCAGAGUUGGUUUUCCUUUACAAGCAUUAUGACGAGUGGGAUAAUGCUGCGCUUACGAUGAUGGAUCAUUCAGAAUGUGCAUUUGAUCAUGCUUCCUUCAAGGAAAUUAUUGUCAAAGUUUCGAACUUGGAAAUUUACUUCAAGGCUAUAAACUUCUACACAAAUUUCCAUCCUUCUUUAUUGAAUGACUUGCUUGCCGCACUUGUUUUGCGCUUGGACUUGCCUCGUGUUGUGAGAAUCUUCCAAAAAUCAGAUAACUUGCCAUUGAUCAAGCCAUUUAUUAUUUCGAUACUUGACAAGAAUAACUCUAUUGUUAAUCAGGCUUACCAUGACCUAUUGAUUGAGGAAGAGGAUUACAAAUCCCUUCAGUCUGUCAUUGAAGCUCACGAUAAAUUCGAUCAAAUCGGCCUAGCUGAAAGAUUGGAAAAACAUGACCUUAUAUUUUUCAGAAAGAUUGCUGCCAUAAUUUACCGUAAAAACAAGAAAUGGAACAAGGCAAUCACUCUAUUGAAAACAGACAAACUGUGGUCCGAGGCAAUCGAGACUGCUGCCAUGUCCGAACAAUCAAAGGUCGCUACAGAGUUGUUAGAAUACUUUGUGGAAACUGGCAACCGUGAAUGUACGAUUGCCACGUUGUACUCUUGCUACUCGUUGGUAAACUAUGACAAGGUUAUGGAACUCUCGUGGCUUUACACUCUUGGAGACUUGAUCAAGCCAUACGAGAUUUCAGUUGCCAAGGAGACUCAGACCAAGAUCGCCGAACUUUAUAGCGACUUGAAAGAUAGAGAGUCUAAGAAAGAAGAUGACGAGGAUGAAGAGUCUAACGCUCCUCAUAGGUUGCUUAUUACCAAUGGUACAGGAAUUCCUACCGGUGCAUCUCUUAACUACAAUCCAACGGGUGCAGGAUUUGGUAAUGGCGGUUUCUAG
This is a messenger RNA of Brettanomyces nanus, 5004 nucleotides long. It is a transcript of the gene CHC1, whose product is annotated as Clathrin heavy chain. The record is from RefSeq and is a predicted model, not a curated record. NCBI's taxonomy places the organism in Eukaryota, Fungi, Ascomycota, Pichiomycetes, Pichiales, Pichiaceae. Gene Ontology annotation, biological process: Golgi to endosome transport; intracellular protein transport; receptor-mediated endocytosis. Gene Ontology annotation, cellular component: clathrin complex; actin cortical patch; clathrin coat of trans-Golgi network vesicle. The coding region runs from base 1 to 5004 and encodes 1667 amino acids. The transcript has a single exon. Gene Ontology annotation, molecular function: structural molecule activity; clathrin light chain binding.